CAGUACAUGUGCAGAGCAGAGGCAGAGUGCUCCCGACAACUCACACACCCUCUGCUCCACAGCUCCAGCGUGCUCCUGCUACCCAGCCUCGCUCCAGAGAGUACCCACCCACAGGCCCCCUCUGAAGGCUACAGACAGCACCUCCUCUGCCCCCGCUACAGAUUGUCACCAUGGAGACCCCGGGCACCAAGCGUGUGCGCAGUGCCGUGUCCCCGGCCCGGAUCAGCCGGCUGCAGGAGAAGGAGGAUCUGUGUAACCUUAAUGAUCGCCUGGCUGUCUACAUAGACAAAGUGCGCUCCCUAGAGGCGGAGAACACCAGCCUGCGCAUGCGCAUCACUGAGUCCGAGUCCACCGUGACUCGCGACCUGUCGGGCAUCAAGGCGGCCUAUGAGAGUGAGCUGGCUGACGCCCGCCACACCCUGGACCAGGUGGCCAAGGAACGUGCCCGCCUGCAGCUGGAGCUGGGCAAGCUGCGCCAGGAGCACCAGGAGCUCAAGGCCAGGAACACUAAGAAGGAGGCUGACCUGGAGGCGGCUCUGGCCCGGCUGAGGGAGCUCGAGGCCCUGCUCAACUCCAAGGAUGCCUCCCUGAAUACCGCCCUGGGGGAGAAGAGAGCUCUGGAGCUAGAGGUCAAGGAGCUCAAGGCAAACAUUGCCAAGCUGGAAGGAAGCCUGGCAGACAUUAAGAAGCAGCUUCAGGAGGAGAUGCUGAGGAGAGUGGACGCGGAGAACCGUCUGCAGACCGUGAAGGAGGAGCUGGAGUUCCAGAAGAACAUCUACAACGAGGAGCAGCGCGAGACCAGGAUGCGUCAUGAGAGCCGUCUGGUAGAGGUGGACGGUGGCAGGAGAGACUUUGAAUCCAAGCUCCAGGAGGCUCUGGCCGAUCUCAGGGCCCAGCAUGAGGAGCAGGUCCGGCUCUACAAGGAGGAGCUGGACAAGACCUACACCGCUAAGCUGGAGAACGCCCGGGAGUCGGCCAACAGGAACAGUCACCUGGUGGGAGCCACUCAGGAGGAGCUGCAUCAGACCAGGGUCAGGAUUCAGGGCAUGUCCGACCAGCUCGCCAUGCUCCAGAAACAGCUGUCCCAGUCCGAGGGAAAGGUGCGAGAGCUGGAGGAGGCCCUGGCUCGGGAGCGUGACAUGAUGAGGAGGCGUAUGGACGAGAAGGAGAGGCAGAUGGCAGAUCUCACGGCCCGCAUGCAGCUGCAGCUCGAGGAGUACCAGGACCUCCUCGACAUCAAGCUGGCCCUGGACAUGGAGAUCCACGCCUACAGGAAGCUUCUGGAGGGCGAGGAGGAACGCCUGAGGCUGUCCCCCAGCCCGACCUCUGGCAAAAUGACGGUGAGCAGGACGUCUGGGUCUGCACACAGCCGGGUGCUGUACCAGACGUCCUCCAGCACCAAGGCAGCAUCCAGCAGCCGUAACUCCUCUGGCACCCACGCCACCCCCGCCACCCCCGCCACCCAGGCCGCAACUAGUAGCCGCAACUCCUCUGGCGCCCACUCCACCUCUGGCAUCCAAGCCAAGUCCACCGUGCAGGUGGCAUCCAGCAGCCGGACCUCCUCUGGCACCAGUGCCAAGAGGAAGCGCCUGGACCUGGACUCUGAGACAACAGUCACCAAAGCCCGCAUCAGCCAGCUGGCCUCAGCCAGCGGCAGGGUCACUGUGGAUGAGGUGGACCUGGACGGCAAGUUCAUCCGCCUCAGCAACAAGUCUGACGAGGACCAGUCUCUGUCUGGCUGGCAGCUGAAGAGUCAGGCUGGAGGGGGCACUGCGCUGAUCUACAAGUUUCCUCAUAAGUUCACCCUGAAGGCCGGAGCCACUGUCACGGUCUGGGCGGCCUCAGGGGGAGGGACCCAUAACCCCCCCACAGACCUGGUGUGGAAGACCCAGGACGCCUGGAGCACCGGAGACAAACUGGAGAUCACCCUGAUCAACACCAGUGGAGAGGAGCUGGCUUCAAGGAAAGUGACCAUGAUUCUGCUGGAAGACGACGAAGAAUCGACCACUCACAGCACCAGUGAAGUGGAGCGUGAGUACAACCUGCGCAGCCGCACGGUCAUCUGCGACGCCUGCGGUCAGCCUUCGGAGAGAGGAGGGGCCUGCGGGGGCGGUCUGCCGGAGGGGCUCGGCGGUCACUCCUACAUCAUGGGACACAACCAGGGCCGUGUGAAGCCUGAGAGCUGCUCCAUCAUGUAGGACUCUGUGCUGUGGACCUCUCUCUUCGUUCGUCUUUAGUUUUGGAUGAGAUGUUUUGUAAUCACCAGCUGUGGGGCUGUGGAGCUUUGGGGGUUUUGCCGUUUGCUGACUCUUUAGCUUGUAGUUUCCUGUACUGUAGUUAGUGCUUGCCGCUCAUGGGUUAACUUUUUUGUCUUUAUUUUACCUGAAUUGUCGUACUGUAGGGAGCUAUGCAAUUUUUCAGCCUAGCGUUUUAAUUACCUUUUCGUAGGGAUGCACCGAUGUGAUAUUGGUAUCGGAUAUCGGUGUCGGUAUUGAAAAUUUUGGAUGGGGAUAUUGGUUUAGCCGAUAUUCCAUUUUGGUUUUGAGGUUUUUGUGAAGUCGAGUGGAAUGUCACUGACAACAUGUUUAACACUUUACAAAUGCAGACAAAAUCGCACCUGUUUACAAAGGCUCAUGUUUAUGACUCAAUAAUAAUGCUAAUGCUAAUUUUAAGAGCCUAAUAAAUAUUUAAAUAACGCCACUGACUGAAAUAAUCUACACCUAAAAAUUGUGUCCUUAAUCUGCAUUUAGCGUUUUAAUAGAAGUUAGCAUUAGCAUUGUGCCCAGCAGUAUCCUCUGGUGCAGUUUUCCUCUCUAGUGUUCAACAUGUUGUCAGUGACGUCCACCCACAGCUCUGUCCACGGCCUCAUCUGUCUGAUUUAAACAUUUUAGCACAAUUCUGCAAAAACCUCACAGACAUUAUGCCAGAAAUGGUCGGGCUGUUCCUCUGAUGGGAAGUAGCCGGCACAGAGCCAACUGGUGUAAUAGUACGAUUUACAAGUCAAAGUCUCAUAAUAUUAAACUUGUGUUUUGUCAUUUAAAGUAAUUACAGGCCUUGCCACAGCCUUGUGAAAAUACAUGUGGAUCAUUUUUACCUGAUGCUGUUUGUGUUUAAAGGACAUAAAUGAUAUUUUCAGUCAGUGGCUAUUCAGUAUCGGCAGAUGCUUAAAGCCCAGGUAUCGGCAUCGGUAUCAGAACAGAAAAAGCUGAUCGGUGCAUCCCUACUCUUUUGCACUGCAAAAAUAAAUAUUUAAAUUAUCAAAAAAUGGCUUGAAGUGAGACUUGAACUGGGUGACUUUACUGAGUCGGGUUAAUUUAAAAGGUGUAGAUUAUUGGAACACUAUUACUAAAGGAACACUAUGCAACUUUUCUAGUAUCCAGUAUCGGUAUCGGUGCAACCCUGAAAACUUUAAAGGGCCCAUAUUAUGCCAUUUUCUGCUCUAUGUUAUAAUGCUUUCUCAUCACAAACAGACCUGAAGUUGUGUUUUGUCUCAUUCACACACGUGUAACACACACACGCUGCAUAUUUAGGCUGAGUUCUUUUCUCAGAUGAUAAUUACACCUUGUGAUGUCAUGUGAUACAGGAAGUGCUCCGCUCUAUUUUUAAACUUCAUGCAGUUUCACCAGAAUCGUUUGGAUAAUUUUAGCCCUGGAGUUGCCGAUCUCUACUGAACAAAAGAUAAAAGCUAUUGGUUAACUUGAAAACUAUCACUUCAUGACAUCACAAGGUGGAACAGAGCAUUUUGAACUUUGGAGAUGUAGACAAAACACAACUCCAGGUCUGUUUUUGAGGAGGAAACGACAUUAUCACAUGACUUAAAGCGAGUCAAUUGUGCGUAAUAUAGGACCUUUAAUGUGAGCGGGAUUGCCUCUUCACAGAUCUGACUCGUAACUUGGCCUGGUGGAGUCACCCGCUUGUCUCCACGGAUAUACUGAUAAGUUAGAGUUUAAUGUCAUACUGUGGAACAUUCCAGGCAAAGCAAUAACACCUCCAUGGAGACAAGCAAAUAACGCACUGACCUCCACCAGAAAAGUUAGGUAGUGCAGCUUUAUAACACAUUUAUCAAAUUUGAGGUGGAUUUUUUUUAAACUACCACAUAAAAAAUGCAAAAAUACAAAAAAAAUAAAUAAAUCCUGAUAGCCUACAUGUCAAAAUGAUCAAAAUAAUUAAAUAAAUAAAUACAUAAAGUAAAUAAAUGUAAUUGGUCAAAACGUCAGGUACAAAUACAACUUAAAAUUUGUGAAUUCAGUCAUUUUUACCUUUUUUAAAUAUUGAUUUCUGCAGUGAGGGCAGCUUUAAGCAUUCAGUAACCAUAUGAAAAGUGCCUUGACUCGAUGUAAUUCUAAAUUCGUUAUACUGCCCUUAUGUGUUCGUGCUUUGUAUGAUUAUUUUUUUUCUUUUUUUUAAUUGCAUUUCAUUUGUAUCAAAAGUAAAGAUUGUGUAAACCAAAGAUUCUCUGUGCUCAGUUAACCGUGUGCCAAAAAGGCCCGUUUGAUGCUGCAGUCCAGAAGUGCUGUAAUAAUUUGUGAUAAUGUUUAAAAAAAAAAAAAAAGUAAUUGUGAAAGAAAUGUUUGCUUUAUGCUUUACUUUGAUACAGUAAAAGACCUCGACACCUGCUGUGGCUGUGCUUAUUCCAACACAAAUGGACACUUUAUUUACAUAUUUACACAUCAUAUAGUUUUUACAGCUUAGUACAAAAAGUCUGAAACGUGAACAGAAACGUGCGUACAUGUCACAUCCAGAGGUGGCAGUAUCGAGCUAUACGUUGGUCUUCCAUCAGUGGUUUUUAAUCUCAUAGUAUUUGUAACUGUACUUUGAGCUUUUAUUACUCCUCCCACAUGCAAGUCUCAUCACAAAUGCCCUGUUUUGAUAAUGUACAGUGCGUAACAGCCAUAUUUUCUUGAAACUGGUCUGAUCAGUUCUUGUUUUUGAUUCUUUGCGGUGACAUUAUGCUGGGAGGGCGGUUACCAUGGUGAUACAAUGUACACAAAUAACAAAAAUAGCCUGAUGGGUUUAGACAAGCUGAAAAAUAAAUAAAUAAAUGGAUUU
Periophthalmus magnuspinnatus is the source of this 5049-nucleotide messenger RNA. Its product is annotated as lamin-A-like. The record is from RefSeq and is a predicted model, not a curated record. The coding region runs from base 171 to 2198 and encodes 675 amino acids. NCBI's taxonomy places the organism in Eukaryota, Metazoa, Chordata, Actinopteri, Gobiiformes, Gobiidae. The transcript has 13 exons.